Molecule: messenger RNA, 722 nt
Organism: Syngnathus acus (greater pipefish)
Lineage: Eukaryota; Metazoa; Chordata; Actinopteri; Syngnathiformes; Syngnathidae
Product: zinc finger BED domain-containing protein 5-like
Exons: 2
Coding region: 77-622 (181 amino acids)
Source: RefSeq, a predicted model, not a curated record
CGACAGCAUCAAAGUGAUCAACUUCAUCAAGUCAAGUCCACUUAAUGCACGUUUGUUCCGCCGCCUCUGUGAAAACAUGGGAGCUGAACGCACGCAACUCCUCCUGCAUACAGAAGUGCGCUGGCUCUCUCGAGGGAAGAUACUCAACAGGCUGUUGGAGUUACGAGCCGAAGUGCACACCUUUCUGACAGAGCACGGAUCUCCCCAUGCCACCUUGUUCGAGAACAUGGACUGGCUUGCAAAGCUUUGCCAUCUGGCAGAUAUAUUCAGCAAACUGAACGAACUGAAUGUGUCUCUGCAGGGCAAGGACACCAGCAUCCUGAACCUGUAUGACAAGGUGGAUGCUUUUCUCUCCAAUGAAGAUGUGGAGACAGCUCCAGUGAAGUUAGUCAUAGUGGGACAUUUGGCUAACUUGAUAAAGGGCUUUCAUUGCUACUUUGCUGACAUGGGGGAGAAAUCUGCACAGCUGGAUUGGGUGAGAAACCCAUUUCUCUUGUCUGAAGCAAAGAGAAGCAAGCUUCCUGCCACUCAUCAGGAAAAACUGAUGGAAGUGGCAUCAGACCGUGGCCUGCAGAUGAAGUUUGGCGCAUCCACUCUCACACAGUUUUGGGUGUGUGUGUGAGGCAGGAGCACCCUGAGCUGGGACAGAAAGCUUUGGAGCAGCUGCUGCCCUUUGCCUCCACAUAUUUAUGUGAGAUCUCCUUCUCUGCAAUGACUGUGAU